Molecule: messenger RNA, 627 nt
Organism: Heterobilharzia americana
Lineage: Eukaryota; Metazoa; Platyhelminthes; Trematoda; Strigeidida; Schistosomatidae
Source: the annotation of a GenBank genome assembly
AUGAAAGCCAUGGAAGCUGAUUUCGAAGAACCAGAGAAUCAUAUUGUCCGGCAUAAACCUGUUGGUAUAAAUACUCUACUUCGAAAAACACGCUUUUCAAGAAAAGAAUUACAAAUAAUGUACCAAGGUUUUAAACAAGAAUGUCCAACCGGUACACUAAGCGAAGACUCAUUUAAGGAUAUUUACUGCAAAUUUUUCCUCAAGGAGGUGAAUAGUAUCCAAGCCCUAAUUUAUGCAACUGUAUAUGCUCAGUUAGUAUUCAGAUCUUUCGAUCAAGAACAUAAUGGAACUUUAACAUUCGAACAAUAUAUUCAGUGUUUAUCAUGUUUAAUGCAUGGAACACAAAAUGAUAAAUUACGUUGGGCAUUUCGGUUAUAUGACAUAAAUGGUGAUGGUUUUGUGACUAAAGGUGAAAUGUUGAAAGUAGUCAAUGCAAUUUAUGAUUUACUGGGACGAAAUACAGAACCACCAAUCAAUGAAUCCACUACUGCUAAUCAUGUGGAAAGAGUAUUUCAGCGAUUGGAUUUGAACCAGGACGGUGUAAUCAGUUUCGAAGAGUUUUUACAAGCUUGUGCUUACGAUCCAACUGUAUGUGAUGCCCUUGAUAAACUUACAACCAUUUUAUAA